AUGAUUUCUGACUUUCCACACCUUGUUAAGUGCGUGAGGAAUGCCUUUGUUUCCAAAGGAUUACAGAUCCCACAAGGCCACGUCCAUGUCAGUCCUAUCAAGGAGGCUUGGAAAAAUGAGAGGGAGGCCAUCACACUGAAAGUGAUGCCACAUAUAACACAAGCACAUGUCAAGCCAAAUGCUUUUGAAAAAAUGCGCGUCAACCUGGCAGACCAGCUGUUCAGCGAGGAGGUCCUAAAAGGACUCUUUUUCUACAAGACUGAUCUGCAGGAAAAUUUCCGUAUAGUCAAGCCUACAGAGCACUUUGUAAGGCUUAUGGAGAAGUUGAUUUUCAUCAUGUCGUCGCGAACUCCACUUAAAGGUCUUCGACCAGACUCGAAAAGUGCAGCGUUCUUGGAAGAGUUUAUUCUUUUUUUAAGCGAAUGGGAGAAGCAUGCAGCAAAGCAUGGUGGUGGUUUUCUGCGUGCAGGGACUGCCCUAGGACUUCGUGUAACACUGAAAAGUACGCUGUCUCUUUUGGAUUAUGCCACUUCCAAGCUUCAAUAUAAGUACUUGCUUACUGCGAACCUCAGUCAGGACAAAGUAGAGGAGGUCUUUGGGAUUGUUCAUCAGUCAUUCGGAUGUAAUGAUCAUCCGACUCGAGGACAGUUCUUGAUCAUUAUUAAUAACCUCAGCUUCUACAGCUUAGCGAGACCACCCCGGGGUGGAAAUUCUCAGCCUGAGCUCAUCAGUGCACUCUCGGAGCCGUCUGACGCAUCUACACAAGAAGCUGGUAAAAUGAAAACUCUUGUGGACAGGCUUUUGGAUGAAGGAAAUUUCGCAGAUGCAGCAGAUAUGAUGGACAAGCACAGCUCCUUGCUUCAUCACAAGGACUAUGUAGAAAAGAAGAGUGACAGCCAAUUAAUUUAUUAUGGAGCUGGUUACGUUGUACGCAAGAUCAUGAAGAAAAUAUUGUGUCUCGAGUGUGCAUCAUCACUAUGCAUUCUUCCUGUUCAGGCCACGUCGAAUAGCAACGCUUCACUAACUCAAGCAUUUGAUCAUGGUGGCUUGCUUUAGCCAUCGAAACCACUUGAACGCCUUGUGACAAAACUUGAGAACGCAUUUACUGUUUUUUAGCCACAACCAGCUGCAUGC
Messenger RNA from Dermacentor silvarum, 1134 nucleotides. RefSeq lists its product as uncharacterized. The record is from RefSeq and is a predicted model, not a curated record. The transcript has a single exon. Bases 1 to 1056 code for a protein of 351 amino acids. NCBI's taxonomy places the organism in Eukaryota, Metazoa, Arthropoda, Arachnida, Ixodida, Ixodidae.